GGAGUAGGUAGUCACGAACGGAAAUCUUUCAGUUCUGUCAGAAAGCACUGAAGUGUAUUUAUCAGGUCGUAGUGUCGCGGAUAUCGGUGUGUAAGCUGCGUUCAGCGCGGUUCCUGUCAUUCAUUGCAUCAGCAGCAACGUGCUGGAGAAACCCAGGACGCAGAAUAACAACUGCUGAAGUCAGUAAGCUUCACUUCUGGAAGAGAAGUGCUUAUUAUAAUAUUAUAAUAUUUUUAAGCCCCCACACACACACAAACACACACACUCGGGUUUGGAAAUACACAAGACAAGAAUCUGCAGUAUGGAUGAAGGAGAGCUAGUCGAGUAUUUCAGGAAGCAGAUGAGCCAAGAUCCAGAUGUGGCCUCGGCAGUGGCAGCUAUCCGCUCUCUCCUGGAGUUCCUGAAGAGGGAUAAGAGCGAGACCAUCGUGGGCCUAAGAGAGAACUUGACCAAAGCCAUCGGCAGGCUGGAGGAGGCCGAUUCCUCUGUGGCCGUGUCCUCAGGAGGAGAACUCUUCCUUCGGUUCAUCAGCCUCACGUCGCUGGAGCAUCCGGAUCUCUCCCAAUGCAAGAAUUUGAUGGUGGACAGAGGCGAACUUUUUCUGAAGAAGAUUUCCUUGUCCCGAGGCAAAGUGGCCAAACUUUGCCACACGUUUAUUAAAGAUGGCGCUAAAAUCCUCACGCACUCCUCGUCGCGGGUUGUGCUGAAAGUCCUAGAGAGUGCAGCGGCUGACAAGAAACGCUUCACCGUCUACGUGACGGAAUCUCAGCCCGAUUCAUCCGGUCAACACAUGGCCGAAAAGCUGCGAAGACUCAGUAUCCCGGUCACGAUAGUGCUCGAUGCUGCAGUUGGAUACAUCAUGGAGAAGGUAGACCUGGUCAUUGUCGGUGCUGAGGGCGUGGUUGAAAGCGGAGGCAUUAUUAAUAAGAUCGGCACCUACCAGAUGGCGGUGUGCUCCAAAGCGCACAACAAGCCGUUUUACGUGGUGGCGGAGAGCUUCAAGUUUGUGCGUCUUUACCCGCUCAACCAGCAAGAUGUGCCUGAUAGGUUUAAGUAUAAAGCAGAUACGCUGAAAACCGCUGAGGAUUUUAACCAGGAGCAUCCGAUAAUCGACUACACACCUCCGUCGCUCAUCACUCUGCUUUUUACCGACCUGGGUGUGUUAACGCCGUCGGCGGUCAGCGACGAGCUUAUCAAGCUCUAUUUGUAACCCUAAGGGCCAUUACAGAGACACACAAUCAAAUCAAGAUCCUCCUGACCUUGAUGCAAAUCCACCACGGCCAUCUCGGUUUCUCUCAGAACCGAUGUCCUUGAUUUAAAUAUGCAGGUCGAUCUGGCACUCAUGUACUAGAUGUACAGGUGAAAACUUUCUUUUUUUACACUGUGUACAGUAAUAUGGCAUAUAUCUUGGACAAAUGCAUCCUCGGUUCUUUCAUCUUUCCUACUUAAAAAUAAUAAAAAGUUGUGAAAAUA
This is a messenger RNA of Ictalurus punctatus (channel catfish), 1473 nucleotides long. RefSeq names its product eukaryotic translation initiation factor 2B, subunit 1 alpha (gene eif2b1). The transcript has 9 exons. Gene Ontology annotation, cellular component: eukaryotic translation initiation factor 2B complex. Bases 302 to 1210 code for a protein of 302 amino acids. The record is from RefSeq and is marked provisional. Gene Ontology annotation, biological process: translational initiation. Gene Ontology annotation, molecular function: translation initiation factor activity; guanyl-nucleotide exchange factor activity. NCBI's taxonomy places the organism in Eukaryota, Metazoa, Chordata, Actinopteri, Siluriformes, Ictaluridae.